UUUUUUGAGAUAGUACUGUAACCAACAAAUAAACGUGCACUAAAUUCCAGGGUUUUGAAGUAACAGUAUCUGGGAGCCCAGUUUUAAGAGUCAAAUCUCCUCAACCUGUUGUUUCUGACGGAGAAGAGCCUGGUACAUCUGAAAUGGGUUUUGAAGUAACAGUAUCUGGGAGCCCAGUUUUAAGAGUCAAAUCUCCUCAACCUGUUGUUUCUGACGGAGAAGAGCCUGGUACAUCUGAAAUGGACGAUCUUACAGUUACCUCAGUACAAACUGGCGCUAACAUUGAAAACGCUGCAUUACCUGACACGCAAAAUCUAUUGAAUGCUGACGAGAAUUCUACAAUUACAGAAACAGUUAAUAAAGGCAAGGGAAGAGCUAAAUCGAAGCGCAAUUCUUCUGAUAAGAACAGGGAAUGCACUUUGUGCGGGAAUUUUGAUAGUAACUAUGUUAUGGUGUACAGCGAUUCCGCAAAGAACAAAUCAGAAACUGCUAAAACAACUUUUGAGAACAUACUUUACCUCCUCAAAGGUUACUUCCCAGGCGAAAUGAUGACUUUGUGCAGAAAAGAUUUUAGGUCAAUUAAUCAACUUCGUGCUCAAUACUCAAAGGUAGAAGAGAUGCGCGAGAAAUUGGGAGAUCUUAGUUGCAGUCCACUCAAGCGAAAACGAGAGGACACAGGAAAAUACGAUAUCAGACCUCAUACCCUUCGAAGCACCUCCACUAUGACAGAAGAUCAGUCGGCCCAGCCACAGCCUCUUCAGCAAGAAGAUUUGCUCCUAACGAUCAGUAGAUUGCUAAAAUUGGAGAGGAAGAGUAUGGUUUCUAAGCUACAGCCGUCAAUUUUAAGAGGAGCAAAGUCUGGAGAUAUAUUCCCCGGGUCCACGUAUAAUCAUCGGAGAAUUCUAGCAACAUCUCCGUUGGAUAUAACCAAAGACGUGCAGACGAAGAACUGUGACAUCAUAUACACGUUUUUGAGGAACCUCAUGGAUAAACCCGACGACACUGAAGACGGUGUCAACCACAGGAUUGGUAUCGCUGUUUCAGUAAUUAUGAAUCUCACUAACCAACAACUGAACAUCUACGCAGAUAAAUUAGGAGUUAUGAUGAUCGCUGCUGGUCUGCCAAACAGUGCAUUAGACAUCGUUGGCACAAUGGGAAUCACAUGCGGUAGUCAAACUGGUAGAGAAAUUAUUAAAGAUGCAGCGAAGGAUUCAAAGUCUCUGAUAUUAAAAGCGGUAGAAUUUAGCGGAACAAAACAUAAUACCGAAGAAAUUAAAAAAUUUCUGGAAAAAUUGGCAAAAGAGCCAUAUUUGUUUAUUGGGAGGAGCAAAAUGAGUCACCAGAUAAUUUAUAACGCGACGGGAGGAGUAAGUAUAGCAUAUGAGUGUGACGCUGAGUUGUUAGCUAAUGUGGACAACCCUUUGUCACCUGCUGUGGAUAUUGUAGGGGAUAACUUCAAUCGAAACAUUGGAAAUGAAAUAUGGGGAAAAUCAGUGCCAAUUGAUGUGUUUCACAUUGCUGGAAUACUGAGACAAGUAAGAGCGCUACCAACCCUUUCAUGGACUAAGCCCGAAAUUCCACUCGAGAAAUUGGAAGUAAGUCAUCUCUGCCCAUCGACUACUGAUUUAAAUCAGUUUUCUCUGGAUUCAGAAUAUCUUGUCAUGAUAGUAUUAGUAAACAGAGAUGACGAUCUAUCAGACUGUAAAGAAUGGAUAGAUACUCAUCUGCAUCAUCCACUAAGGGAAGUGAUGGACCAAGCGACCGUGACUGUACCUCUCGGGAUUAUACCGGAGAAUCAGACAAGUACUGCUGCCAAUGUGAAGAUUCUAAUGGAGUGUGAGCAGUAUAUGAACAAGUCAAAUCUGACAUAUUUUUAUGGUGACUAUCUUACACGGGAGAGGUUACAAGGAGCUAAGAUAAGCCUCUCUAGUGUGCCCGAUUUACAUCUGCACAAGACCGUGGAAGCAGAUGGAAACUUCCAUACACUUAUAACGUUGCUAACGUGUAUCAUGAAAAUGAUUCAUUCAGAGGAGAGCAAGCUUGACAGGGCGUCAUUUACGGGAGCCUGUUAUUCUUUGGGUAACUCAAAAGCAGCAACUACGAAGGUCAAGGCGAAUUACAGCAAAACUCGUAACGCUUUCAUUAUAUAUUAUCAAGCCGUACUACAUUCAGCUUGGUUGGAAAUGCUUAAUGAUUAUCCCGUGAUGAAGGAAGAAUUGGAGUCUGCUAAAAAAGAAGGGAAGGAAGCUUUUCUUACAAAAUUAAGGUUUAAUGUGAAGUUACUGUUAAAACGUAUCCUUCAGUUCAACAAAUCCCAAUGGGUCAGAAAUAGACCAUUACUAUCUUGCAGACAUUGUCAGCAAGAGUACAAUAAUAGAGGAUUACUGCAACUACAUUUAAGGGAUAAACAUCAAUUGAAGGAUGAGUCUGCAGCGGCCAUCAUCGAAGCGGACUUUAGCCACCUUUUCGAAAUCGAUGAACUGUUCAAUUAUGGAAGAUUAGUCGUAUAUUUAGGCUUGCUUUUAAGCAACUUAGAGAAGGCUAUUUCUUACGGAGAUGGUGAUCGCGAGACCCGGUGCUUGAAAUUGACCAUACCCAUCUUUCGAAGAAUGGGCAGAACCAAGUAUGCUCAGUCAAUGUUGAGACGGGUUGUAAUGAUCAAAAGCGUGCUCUCCGAAGCUGAUGCCUAUGAGUAUCGCCAUAAUACAACAAUUGGGCUUGGAGUAGGCCCAGGCAGGAGAAAGUCGGUAGACUACUACAUGGAGCUGCUCAAUAAUAUCCUGUCUAGAAUGAUCGGCAAAACUUUCACCCUUGAAACAUUGAUGAAGACAGCAAACGCUCUGGGGUACCUGCACACGAUCAAGAAGGUAGUGGAGGAGGAGAUUAGAGGGAUAAAAAGAAAGAAGAACAAAAGGAAGGAAGUCGGAGGUAUUUAUGAGAAAUUGCUCUAUAAUGUCAAAAACGGAGAGUUAUUUAAAUUUACUCCGAGCAGAAAGUCACCUGCCGGCCUCUCGAUAAAGAAGAACAUUCACUUUGACAACAGGAGCAAAAUAACGAUGACAAACUGGAUGUUGACAAGUUUGAUAAGAUAUCAGAACACGUACUACAAGAAUAAUACUCAUGCGGAAAUCGGAAUGAUUGAAACAAAUGAAGAUGAUGAGGAUAAGAAUGAUGAGGAAGAUAAGAUGAUGAGGAAGAGAAGACAGAAGAAGAAGAUGAAGACGUUUCGGAUAACGAAGAUGAUCUCUUACAGGAAGAGUUUCUUGUCCAAUUCGUUAACUUUGUAG
Molecule: messenger RNA, 3287 nt
Organism: Bolinopsis microptera
Lineage: Eukaryota; Metazoa; Ctenophora; Tentaculata; Lobata; Bolinopsidae
Exons: 18
Coding region: 144-3287 (1047 amino acids)
Source: RefSeq, a predicted model, not a curated record